Messenger RNA from Ichthyophthirius multifiliis, 1914 nucleotides. RefSeq lists its product as hypothetical. Gene Ontology annotation, molecular function: double-stranded DNA binding. Gene Ontology annotation, biological process: reciprocal meiotic recombination. The record is from RefSeq and is a predicted model, not a curated record. The transcript has 3 exons. Gene Ontology annotation, cellular component: nucleus. NCBI's taxonomy places the organism in Eukaryota, Ciliophora, Oligohymenophorea, Hymenostomatida.
AUGAUUUCAUAAUAUUAAAAAUCAUAAGAAUUAAUUUCUAAAUUCGACAAAUUCGGUUCUUAAAUAAGCCUAUAAUUUUAAAAAAACUAAAUACACUAAACUGUCUUUGGAGGCGUAUUCUCUAUAUUAAUCUAUUCAUCAGCUAUUUUUUUCACGUAUUUUUUUGGUAAAGAACUUUGGGAAAAAACUUCUCCUAUAACAAAUACGUCAGAAGAACCUGUUUUCCAACCUGAAAAAUUCGAAAUAAACGCGUAAACUUUCAGCUUUGCUUUUGGAAUAUAAAAUUUGAACUGGGAACAUUAUAUAGAUCCUUCCAUUUAUUAAGUAAAAGCAUUUUAAAAGACAUCAUAUAAAAUAUUUAAUAAAACAACAAAUUAAUACGAAUAAGUAUAUAAAAAUACUGAAAUAAAACUUGUAAGAUGUAAACAAGAGCAUUUUAUUAUACAGGGUGUUGAUGAUUAUUUUAAAAAUCUUCCGUUUUUAAAUGAUUUAUUUUGUUUUGAUCCUGAUUAAUAAAUGCACAUAGAAGGAGAUUUUUCUUCUGACUAAUUUGGUGUAAUUGAAAUAUAUUUAGGAGCUUGUGAUUAAGAAAAAUCUAAUAUAGUAUGCAAAGAUAAGGAAUAUAUUAAUAAACAGCUUUAAAAAUCAUUUUUUGCAUCUUAUUUUACUGAUAAAUUAAUUGACCCUAAAAACUACUAAUAACCAUUCAAAUAUAUCGCCAAAGACUUAUUCUGGCCAAUAUCAAAUGAUAUGUCUAAAUCUAUUGUUUUAUAUAUGAGAAAUAUUUAUAUAGAAAGUGACAAUGGUUUGAUUACCGAUAAUAUUUAGUAUUUAAAGGAUACUGUAUAUUCUUAUUAAACGGAAUAAGUAUAAUCUACUAAAGAAAGCGAGAAUUUUUUUUUUUUACUAAUUAGGUUUGAGAAAGGAAAAUAGUCUAGAUAUUAUAGGAGAUAUAAAAAACCUUAAGAUAUAUUAGCUAAUAUUGCGGGGAUUGUAGAUGCUUUGAUUUUGUUGGAAUUACAAUCAUUAUGCCAUUAAAUGAACUUGAUUUGAGUAAAAGACUUGUAAAUGAAGUUUAUAAUUUCUAAAAUGUAGAAGGAGAAAGUAAUAAUAAAUAAAAUUAGAAUUAAAUUGAUAAACUUGUCGAUAUAAUUAAAGAUAAAGAAUUCGUAGAUAUAUAGGAUUAAUAGAAAAAUAAAAAUAUUAUAGAUAAAUGUAAGUCAACACAUAAUUUAGCGCUUUCUAAUUAUAUUAAAAAUUAUAAAAAUUAAAAAAAAAUUAACGCGGAACAAUAAAAAGCAGCUGAAAAAAUUAUCUAAUACACAUAAAACGAUAUAUAAUUAAAUGUAUAUGAUUAUAUUAUGUAUUAUUUAUGCCCUUGUAAAAAAAAAUUGAAACAAAAAAAAUAAAAAAUAGAAUAUUCUUUAAAUCUUCUAAAUGAUCAUUUAGAUAUAUUAUAUAUUAUAAAUAAGCUCUUAGAGGUUGAUAAAUUAAAAAUGUUAAUAUUAGAUCCUGAUUAGAUAAAAUUAUUUAGCUAUUUACCAAGGCCAUUGAUAAAAAAUGAGAACAUAUUUAUAUAAAAAGAUGAAAACUAAAAAACGCAAAGAGAAAUAAAUGAGUUUAUUUUUAUGGACAAAAGAACUCACAUAUAAAAAGCAGUUGAUGGAUAUUAAUCUUUUUUAAAAUUAAAAACUAAAUAAGAUAAAAAUACUAUAGAUUAAAAAUUAUUGGAUAUGCUAGAUCCGAAAAUACUUUAAUAUUUUGAUGAUACUGCAAGUAAUUAUAUAGAAAAUAAUACUAAUAAUAAAUAAAUAAAUUGUUUAAAAAUAAACAAUCAUACCGAAUACUCUUCUAAUAAUAUAGUCGUUAAUAAUAAUUUAAGUAAAUAGGCUCGGAUAAAGGAUAGUUAAAUAU